Lytechinus pictus (painted urchin) is the source of this 4099-nucleotide messenger RNA. RefSeq lists its product as uncharacterized. The coding region runs from base 330 to 2039 and encodes 569 amino acids. Lineage: Eukaryota; Metazoa; Echinodermata; Echinoidea; Temnopleuroida; Toxopneustidae. Gene Ontology annotation, cellular component: extracellular region. The transcript has 10 exons. The record is from RefSeq and is a predicted model, not a curated record.
GUGAAGCGAACAUGUGAAUAAAGCGAACAGUUCUCAGUAAUACUACAUACCCACUAUACUCCAGGGAUGUACUAAUCGAUAUUUGGAGCUCGUCUGAUCUUUGGUCAGCUCAGUAGGUCAACUAUUGAUAUAGAUUCUUGGAUAUUACAAUCGAUACUACUCAACGAGUGUCCACCCAGGGACUUCAUAUUAUUUAGAAGAGCAGUAGACAAUAAUAUACGAACAUGUGAUAAAACCGAACACUUCAUUAUUAGUGCAUAUUAUGAGUUUCGAUUCAAACGAGGUUAGGAAUAGCAUUUCCCAUGUAUUGGGAUUAAGAAACUGUCAACAUGUCGAAGAAAUCGGAUCUGAAAGCCUUUCGUAAGGAUGCCUUGAGUUGGCAUAACAAGUAUCGAGAUAUCCACGGUGUGCCUAACUUGAAGCUUUCUGACAACCUAAAUGACCACGCCCAAAGAUGGGCGGAGCAUCUGGCUCGUUCAGGAACAUUCAGUCACAGUAAUAACAGAGAGCUGGGAGAAAAUAUUGCCAUGCAUUAUUCCUCGGCAUCCACAGAAUUAUCUGGUCAAGAUGCGACUGACCAGUGGUAUCAGGAGUCUAGCAAGUACGACUUCGGCUCUCCUGGCUUUCGACAAGGAACUGGUCAUUUCUCUCAAGUCGUGUGGAAAUCAAGUAAAGAGUUUGGGAUCGGGAAAGCUAUCUCAAAGGACGGGAAGGUGAUCGUUGUUGGGAACUAUAAACCAGCAGGCAACAUGGCUGGCAACUUUCCAGAGAAUGUAUUCCCACCACUCGCUGAGAAAGUGGACAAGAAAAAGAAAAAGGAAGACAGGAAGAAAGCUCGACGGGGCUCUACCAGUUCAACCAGCAGUAGUAGCAGCAGCAGUAGCAGCAGCAGUGAUGAGGAAACAAAAUCGAAGGGUGUUUUUAAAAAGAAAUCCAAGAAAUCCAGUGGCCUUCCCAAAGUAUCUCGAUCGGAACAGAAGGCUUUCGACAAAGAAGCUCUGAGGUCACACAAUGAUUACAGACGUCAUCAUGGAGCACCACCAUUGGAAGAAUCACGCGAGCUUUCAAAGAGGGCACGAAAAUGGGCUAAACAUCUAGCAAAGAAUAACCUUUUCGAGCACAGCAAAGCGAACGACAUUGGAGAGAAUGUUGCCAUGCAUUACUCCAGCCUUUCUACUGAAUAUUCAGGAAAGGAAGCUGCAGCUCAUUGGUAUAGUGAGAUUCAUAACUAUGAUUUCAAGAAACCAGGGUUCACAAAGGGGGCCGGACACUUUACCCAGAUGGUAUGGAAAGGAUCUCGUGAAUUCGGCAUCGGGAAGGCGAUCGACCGUGAGGGUAAGGUCAUCAUCGUCGGUCAGUAUCGACCUCCUGGUAACAUCAUUGACCACUUCGAAGAGAAUGUUUUCAAGCGCGAUGAUGGUAUCAUGCCCCCACCGCCCCCUGAGAAGGAAUCUACCCAGGUUACUCGGGUAGUAAGAUCAACUGAAUACGAGUCAGGGCCAAGCAGAGAAGUCAAAUCUGCUGAAGUCAAUGAAACCAUCAGGAAGAUGGGUGGAGUCAAGUUAAAAGAAGCGGACGUAUCACCAGCGGACCUGAAGACAUUCCAGAAAGACAGCGUGGCUGCUCUUAAUAAGAUCCGACAAAAACAUUCCGUACCAAAACUCAAGCAAUCGGAUGAACUGGAAAGAAGAGCUCAGGAAUUUGCUGCCAAACUGGCUAAGAAAGAUGAGUUUAAAAACAGUGAUGAGAAAGACGUCGGAGAGAACAUUGCGAUGCACUACAAUAGCGCCAGUACCGAGUUUUCAGGUCAAGAAGUGGUGGAUAUGUGGUACAAACAGAUAGAUAAAUAUGAUUUCAAGAAACCCGGUUUCACUUCAGGGGCAGGACAUUUCACUCAGAUGGUAUGGAAAAACAGUAAGGAGUAUGGUAUCGGUAAAUCAAUCACAAAGGAAGGAAAAGUUCUCACAGUUGCCUUCUUUAGACCUCCAGGAAACGUCAUGAGACAGUUUGAAGAUAAUGUACUCCCCGCUAAGAAAUAGAUACUCUGAAUUUCACGGACUAGAAAGUAAUAUAAAAGCAAAUUAGCUGUUAGGGAACAAUCCGAUACCCGAUUUAAGAAAUUGCUUUUCAUUUUUUGUUAGUCUUUAUAUUAAACUUUUAAAUCCUGUCUUAUGCUUUGGUUAAGGGUUAGUAUUGUGAAUUAUGCUCGAGUAUCAUCAAACAUUACAAAAUUACUAAAGUAUAGUGGUAAUUGGAUUUGUUCAGCUGUUUGAUGUAUAAUCUGUAAAUCUAUCAAAUAAAGAUCAUUUUUAUUUAUAUAUGAUGUCAUUUACUGUUUUAAGGCACAUGCAUUCAUAUGAUCUAUUAUGCACUUUUAUGGAUUUAACAAAACUAAUGAUAGUUUUAAUGAUAUUUCAAUUUUUGAUAAUUUUCUAAUCACAGCCUAAGGAGAUUUGUCUGGAUCCAUACUUGAUGGCUGUAUUUUUUUGUUAACUAAUAAAUACAUAACAAAUCGAAUAGCGUAUCCAGCAUCAAUUAUGACAAAGCAAUGUAUGGGCCCUUACACAAGCAUAAUAGAGUCACUAUUGUCCCCAGACAAUUAUUGGGCCUAUGGAAUAAUUUGUAGGAUCUGCUGGAUACGCGCCUGAACUCAGUCAGGUAUACAAACGAAUAAACAAACAAGAAUAUAUAUAAAAAACUACUCAAUGAUAUUGAAAAUUACAUAGAUUAUUAAAACAUUUCAAUCAAUUUAUGCCCUUUGAGCAAAAAAGCAUGAUAAAAGGAAUACGUAUUUUUUUGUCUACUCGUUUUUAAUCCUUUUUAAUCAAAUUGGUGAUCGUUAAAGGUUUGGAAAGCUAUCGAUUUGUAGUUGAUAGCUCUCAGUAGAGAGGGUUUAAUAAAUUUUAAGUAUAUUCUAGACGUUUUUAUAUACUUUAGAAAGAUACCUAGCUGUUAUGUAUUUUAUAUACAUACAAGGACAGUUACAGGGAAGCAGGGACAUGCGGUCCCUGGUUCCCAUUCAGAAGUGAGAAUAAUGUAUUUAUUUCAGAGGAAAAAGUAACAAAGAUUUUGAAGGGAUGACCCAUUUUGGCUUGUCAAUUGUUGUGCCCCCCCCCCUUCUCCAUCUCAUUUCAGGAAUCCUGGGGUUCUCCCCUGUGUAAACCUGUAUUCAAAACAUCCGUCACUGAGAACGGAAUGGAUCAAUCAAAGUAAAUAUUUGGUCCUAUAUUGAAUUUUAAAAUGUUUUGCAUUAUAUCAUCAUCAAUAUGUAAUAUUGUCAUUAUUGUCAUGUUCGAUGUAAAUAUCAACUCUGUAUUACCACUCGUCAAUACCACCAUUAUCAUUAUUUUCAUCCUCAUCGUCGUCUUAAUUGUCGCCAACAUGGUUUCGUCAUUGUCAUCGUCAUCACCAUCACCAUCAUUAUCACCACCACAACCACCAUAAACAUUGCGAAUAUAUAGAAUAACAUAUAUGUUGUGUACAAAGUUAUUACGAAUUAUGUAUUGUAUAGAUGUGGAUUUGACUAUAUCUAAAAUCACGUUUACUCUAACGUGAGGAAGUUUAUCUCAGUUAACUUAACGAGUGAAUAUUCUAAAUCAAGAGUUGUGUCUUUUCAAUAAUCAUGUGCAAUCGUUUUUCAAAUUAUUAUCUAAUAUUUCCAAUGUUGGUCUUUCACAUAUUUUGCAUACCAGUAGCAGUAAUUCGCACACUAAGAACAAAAUUUGUACAUAGUUAAAGGGAGGGUGAGAAUGGGUUUUCAGAUGUAUAUCAUGAUUUCCCAAUAGUUUUCUAUCUCUGUAAAAAAAAUUGACUCGUAAAUUUAUUUCACAUGAUAUCAUAAUCAAUGUUGUUGAAGGACUUGCGUGUACUGCUACGUCUAUUGAUGUCUUAGACAGUAGAACGAUGUAUUUAAAGAGGUUAAUUGAGUAUAAUUAUAAAUAGAUGUUUUGCAUUUUAUUCCAAUAACAUAACAGAGAAAGUGGUGGCCAGAGAAGGAGAGAGAGAGAAGAUCACAUGCAUUUAGUAUUUCUAUCAUUUAUUUGACCUUGAUCCCUACGUAUUCUAUCUCUAAUAAAUUGUAUAUGAAGUUUAAAUUGAA